This is a messenger RNA of Notechis scutatus (mainland tiger snake), 463 nucleotides long. It is a transcript of the gene RPS21, whose product is annotated as ribosomal protein S21. Gene Ontology annotation, molecular function: structural constituent of ribosome. Lineage: Eukaryota; Metazoa; Chordata; Lepidosauria; Squamata; Elapidae. Gene Ontology annotation, cellular component: ribosome. The record is from RefSeq and is a predicted model, not a curated record. Gene Ontology annotation, biological process: translation.
UCUCCUACGCGCCGCCCCGUGGCUUUCCCCCCUCCCUUCGGCAGCGCGCUUUCGAGUCGCUUCGGAGUGACGUCCUCUUCCUUUUCCGGCCUGGGCUCGCGGCGUGUGAGGAGAAAUCUCCCAUUGCACUUGAUUUGAGGCAAAUAAAAGAAGCAUAAUGCAGAACGACGCUGGGGAAUUUGUAGAUCUCUACGUGCCUCGUAAAUGCUCUGCUAGCAAUCGGAUAAUUGGUGCUAAAGACCAUGCUUCCAUCCAAAUAAAUGUUGCAGAAGUUGACAAAGCCACAGGCAGAGUGAAUGGCCAGUUCAAAGCAUAUGCCAUUUGUGGAGCAAUCCGUCGGAUGGGGGAAUCUGAUGACUCAAUUCUGCGACUGGCAAAGAAUGAUGGAAUUGUUUCCAAGAAUUUUUAACAGAAAAAAAUGUCAUAACAUGGGAUUUCCUAGAAAAUAAACCAUUGGAAAACA